Messenger RNA from Striga asiatica, 387 nucleotides. The record is from the annotation of a GenBank genome assembly. NCBI's taxonomy places the organism in Eukaryota, Viridiplantae, Streptophyta, Magnoliopsida, Lamiales, Orobanchaceae.
AUGGUAGUCGGCAUAAUUAGCUUUACGGUUUUGCUUGCAUUUCUUGAUUUAUCCGUAGUUGAGGGAAAAUAUAUCCAUUAUCCGGUUCUUGCGCCGGUUCGUUACCCGAGACAUCCACCACCGGCAUUUUCAAAAACCCCUUAUAGAAGGAGUUGCAAUCCGGCUGAGAGAUGCCGGGGCAACCCACCACAGUCGAUCAACAAAAGUUUUCUAAAAUUAAUUUUGCACGUGUGCCGCGACCAAAAUGACAUGCUGCCGGAGGAGGAGCGCCAACGCCGCAUAGAUUUCGUGCCGGAGGAGUCCACCAUCAAGAUCGACCACGUCGAGGCUCUGCAAAUUUUCGAAGAAGAGGGCUGGAGUGAAGAAGCUCCGCAACUUUACUGUUGA